This is a messenger RNA of Nicotiana tabacum (common tobacco), 2613 nucleotides long. The record is from RefSeq and is a predicted model, not a curated record. Lineage: Eukaryota; Viridiplantae; Streptophyta; Magnoliopsida; Solanales; Solanaceae.
AUGCAGAAUGUAAAGCUGCAGAGUAACAAAGCUGCUAAUAAAGAGAAACAAGUUCAUGUAGAGAAGGCUGAAAUGAAUUCUAAUCUUUCUUUUCUUGUAAAAAAGCAAAACCAGGAAGGGCAGAAUGAGAUUUUGACUCUUGCGGCCACGAAAAUAAUAAUUGCUGACCCAAUGGAGAAAAGGGGAGAUAAUGAUAAUAUGGAGAUCAGAGGAAAAGACUUAGAUACAGAGUCUACAUAUCAGAAUUUUCAACAGGUUACCAGACAAGCAGAUAUUUCACCCACAUACAUGAAUAGAGGGAAAUCUGUUGGGAGAGGAAAGAAGAAGCAGCAAAAAGACAGCACUCAAAGCGUUCAAAGUGUAGUUCCUGGGGCCUUUGAGAGACUAAUUACCAUGCAAAGGCAGUAUCAUUUUAAAUUCAUAGGCAUUAUGGAACCAAAACAAAAGAAGCUGAAGCUGGAAAGAUAUAGAAGAAGAAUUGGUUUGUUACAGGCAUUUUCAAAUGUGUCUAACAAAAUUUGGCUGUCUUUCAUGGUUACAUUUGUGUAUGCAAAAUGUGACUCUAUUGAGCGUAUAGAAUUGUGGGACAGUUUAUACAAUCUGGCAAGUGAUAUGACCUUACCUUGGCUAGUGGGUGGGGACUUUAAUGUCAUAUGGGAUGAGGAGGAGAAGUUUGGUGGACUCCCUGUGUCGCUAAAUGAGAUAAAUGAUUUUAGGCAUUGCAUAAACACCUGUAACUUGACUGAUUUGGGUUUCAAAGGUAGUGUGUAUACAUGGUGGAAUGGGAGAGGUGAAGAUGAUUGCAUAUUCAAAAGAUUGGACAGAUGUUUAGGCAAUUUGGAUUUACAACAGAAAUGGCCUAAUAUAGAAGUGACUCACUUGUCCAAAACAGGCUCGGAUCAUAGUCCAAUGAUUCUGAAAUUUUAUCCUGAUGUGGCACCUAUCAAAAAAGCUUUCAAAUUUUUGAACUUCUGGUGCAAGCAUAUAACUUUCAAGGAGAGUAGGGCAACGUAUGGAGACAUAUUCCAAAAAAUUACUAGUCUGGAAGAGGUGGUUAUUGUACAUGAAGCACAGUUUGAAAGGUUUCCUACAUACCAAAAUAGAGAGAGGUUACAAAAGGUGCAAGCAAAACUUAUUCGAUAUCUAGCAUUGGAGGAAGAAUUUUGGAAACAAAAGUCGGGAAUGACAUGGUUCCAGGAUGGUGACAGAAAUACGAAGUUCUUUCAUGCUCAGGUCAAUGGCAGGAGAAGAAGAUUACAGCUGAAACAAAUACAAGAUACUAAUGGCAAUUGGUUAGAGGGUAAUAAUGACAUGGCAGAUGAGGCAGUUAGGUUCUUCAAAGAACAGCUCCAGGAAGAAACAACUACUAUGUCCUUUGAUAUUCUUGAACAUGUACCAACACUGGUGGAUUAUGCCCAGAAUGUUGAGCUAAUUAAGCAGCCAACGAAGGAAGAGGUCAGACAUGCAGUUUUUGGACUAAAUGGUGAUAGUGCAGGGGGUCCGGAUGGCUUUACUGGUUGCUUCUUUCAUACCUGUUGGGACAUAAUUGUGGAAGAUAUGGUCAAUAUGCCUUAUGGUUUCUUUAAGUCGACAAGAGGGGUGAAACAAGGGGAUCCUAUAUCACCAACUCUAUUUAUCUUGGCUGCAGAAGCUCUGUCAAGAGGGCUGAAUGCACUUCACAGAAAUUUACAUUUCAAUGGCUUUGGCUUGCCCAAGUGGAGCCCAAAGAUUAACCACCUUUCAUACGCAGAUGACAUUAUCAUUUUUUCAUCUUCUGACGCAACAUCGUUGUCACUGAUUAUGAAGGUUUUAGCAGAAUAUGAGGCAGCUUCUGGGCAGCUUAUUAACAAGAGUAAAAGUGCCAUCUAUCUUCAUCAUUCAGCAGGAGAGGAAAUAGUAGAUAAGGUGCAGAGAAUAACAGGUUUUAACAAACAGGAGUUCCCUUUUACGUACCUUGGUUGUCCAAUUUUCUAUGCAAGAAGAAGAAUGGAGUAUUAUCAAGAUCUCAUGACUAAAGUGCUGGAUAAACUACAAGAUUGGAAAGGUAAGAUGUUAUCUAUAGGAGGAAGGGCUGUAUUGAUUUCUCAUGUGCUUCAGACCAUGCCAAUUCAUCUGUUGGCAUCAGUGAAUCCACCUCAUUACGUGAUUAACAAAUUACACAAAAUAUUUGCCCAAUUCUUCUGGAGCAACACUGUAGGGGUCUCAAACAGACAUUGGGCAUCGUGGAAUAAUUUAUGCUUACCUUGUGAGGAAGGGGGUGUUGGUUUUAGAUCCCUCCAUGCAGUAUCCACUGCUUUGUUCUGCAAGUUAUGGUGGAAUUUUAGAACAAAGCCUAGCCUAUGGAGUUCUUAUAUGAGUCAGAAAUAUUGCAAGAAAUUGAACCCUCUGAUUGUUCCUUGGAGAGAUGGUUCACAUGUAUGGAGGAAGAUGUUAGAGUGUAGGGACCUCAUUGAACAUCAAAUUUUGUGGAAGCCUAAUAUGGGAUCUGCACUCUUUUGGUUUGAAAACUGGACAGGAAUUGGUGCAUUAUAUUUUGUUACUACACCUGACUUUGUAUGUGACGAAUCCAUUCAGAACAUAUAUGAUGUUGUAGUCAAUGAUCAAUGGGAUUAG